UCACAAAUUGUGUAGAAUCUUGUUUAGAUGUCUUUUAUUGAUGUUCCACAAUUUGGGCAUGACGAACAGACGCUAAAUAAAAUAUGUCAACUAGGCUUUAUCGUUUACUCUUUGUUGGAGCACCGGGGGUUGGAAAGGGGACCUACUCCAGCCGCGCUGCGGCGGCUUUACGGUGCACUUCAAUUUCCAGUGGUGAUCUCCUCCGUAGCGAAGUCGAAAAAGAUACGGAAAUCGGUAGGAGGGUGAAGAACUUAAUUGAAAACGGUAUUUUUGUCCCAGACGCACUCAUCUCUGAAAUGGUGAUGAAUCAUUUUACACAGAUGCACACUUCCGCUGAGUUUCAUGGCUAUAUUUUUGAUGGCUUUCCUCGCAAUUUCACGCAAGCCAAGACGAUUUGGGAUUCCGGCGACAUGCCAAUAGAUUGUGUGAUCAACUUUGCACAGCCCAACAAUGUUAUUUUAGCGAAGGUGUCCUCACGGCGCAUGUGCUCCAACUGCGGAUUUGUGUACAAUUUGGCGAAAAUUGACGAAGGAGGGAUUAAGAUGGAUCCAUUGCUUCCUCGAGUGAAGGGAAUAUGCGACAAAUGUGGCUCUACCGGACCGCUUGUUACUCGAAAGGAUGAUGAAUUUUCUGUUAUGGAGGCUCGUUUGAAGGAUUACGAAAAGAUAUCAGUCCCUCUGCUCCACUUUUAUCAAGAAAAGGGCGUAUUACACAACUUUGAGGUUCUUGGUGGCGCAAAACAGUACCUUCCAAGGCUUCUGGAACUUAUUAAGUCUAUUUAUUCUUGUGUUUGA
Molecule: messenger RNA, 794 nt
Organism: Phytomonas sp. Hart1
Lineage: Eukaryota; Euglenozoa; Kinetoplastea; Trypanosomatida; Trypanosomatidae
Source: the annotation of a GenBank genome assembly